Molecule: messenger RNA, 381 nt
Organism: Rangifer tarandus platyrhynchus (Svalbard reindeer)
Lineage: Eukaryota; Metazoa; Chordata; Mammalia; Artiodactyla; Cervidae
Source: the annotation of a GenBank genome assembly
AUGUUGUUUGAAGUUACUGUGUCGGUAGUAAAUGUUUACACAGCAAUAGAAAACUCAGGCCAACAUCACUGUAAAAGUCCAGAGAAGCCCAGUGCCCCCGCCGUCACCCUGGUGCCAUGCCAUCUACGGGGCAGCCCUGGAGAGCAGGCGCGCCAAGGGUGUCAGCCAGGCGGCCUUGAACCGAGGCGGAGCGGCUGCCCAGGCCCAGACCUCAUCCCCUGCAGCCGAGCUUCUUUCCUCUCCUCCUUGUUAGAAUCCAGCCUUGGGACUUCGCUGGUAGUCCAGUGGCCAAGACUGCGUGCCCAGCGCAGGGGGCCUUGGGCCAGACCCCUGGUCAGGGAACUAGACCCCGCGUGCCGCAGGAGAGUGGAGACCACGUGA